This is a messenger RNA of Penicillium argentinense, 1713 nucleotides long. RefSeq names its product sugar porter family MFS transporter. Gene Ontology annotation, molecular function: carbohydrate:proton symporter activity. The transcript has 3 exons. The record is from RefSeq and is a predicted model, not a curated record. Gene Ontology annotation, biological process: carbohydrate transport; transmembrane transport. NCBI's taxonomy places the organism in Eukaryota, Fungi, Ascomycota, Eurotiomycetes, Eurotiales, Aspergillaceae. Bases 1 to 1713 code for a protein of 570 amino acids. Gene Ontology annotation, cellular component: plasma membrane.
AUGUUCAAGAACAUGUUCCAGAAACGACCGCAGGAUCUAUAUGCCGACAGCGAACUCCAGAGAGCAUCCGUGGGUGAAUCUGUCUCCACGGCUGAUCGCGAGAAAGGACCUAGUGAUGUUGUCGAUACACCUAUUCCUCUGCUCACCUGGCGCUCCACUGUCAUGGGUCUUUUUGUAUCCAUGGGUGGCUUCCUGUUCGGUUACGAUACUGGUCAGAUUUCUGGAUUCCUGGAGAUGAAAAACUUUCUGGAACGUUAUGGUCAGCUUGGGGCCGAUGGAACUUAUCAUUUUAGCAAUGCGCGCUCGGGCCUUAUUGUGGGACUGUUGUCUGUCGGCACCCUUAUUGGAGCUUUAAUCGCCGCACCUAUUGCUGAUCGUAUCGGACGAAAGUGGUCCAUCAGUGGAUGGUGUGUGAUCCUUUGUGUUGGUAUCACUAUCCAAAUCUCAUCUCCCUCCGGAAAAUGGUACCAAGUCGCCAUGGGCCGUUGGGUUGCAGGUCUUGGUGUGGGGGCAUUGUCCUUGCUUGUUCCAAUGUAUCAAGCAGAGUCUGGACCCAGGCACAUUCGAGGCUCUUUGAUCAGUACAUAUCAGUUGUUUAUCACACUCGGAAUUUUCGUCGCAAACUGCAUUAACUUUGGAACCGAGGCCAAUACCGAUACCAGUUCAUGGAGAAUUCCGAUGGGAGUGACCUACAUUUGGGCUCUAAUUCUCGGCCUCGGUAUGGCUCUCUUCCCCGAAAGUCCUCGAUAUGACUACCGCCACGGAAAAGUUGAAAAAUCUAUAAACACGCUGGCAAAGAUAUAUGGCAUCCCAAAAAACCACCGUGCACUCAAGAUCGAAUUCGAAGAGAUCAAACAGAAAUACGAUGAAGAAGUCCGCAAUGGCCAAGUCACCUGGGUGCAGCUUUUCAAAGCCAAGACCAUGUCCUACCGCGUCGCUGUGGGUGUCACCCUCCAGGCUCUGCAGCAACUGACGGGCGCCAACUACUUCUUCUACUAUGGGACGGUUGUCUUCAAGGGCGCUGGUAUUCAAAACAGCUACGUCACCCAAAUGAUUUUGGGAGGCGUCAACUUCGGAACAACAUUCCUUGGCCUGUACCUGAUCGAACACUACGGUCGACGCCGAUCCCUCAUCGCAGGUGCCCUGUGGAUGUUCGUCUGUUUCAUGAUUUUCGCUUCUGUGGGCCACUUCUCCCUCAACCAGGAUAAUCCCGAGCAAACGAAGUCCGCCGGUGUAGCCAUGGUUGUCUUCGCCUGUCUCUUCAUCCUCGGCUUCGCAAGUACCUGGGGUCCAAUGGUGUGGACGAUCAUCGCAGAGCUGUAUCCCUCGCAGUACCGUGCACGCGCCAUGUCUCUCGCAACCGCCUCAAACUGGCUGUGGAACUUCCUUCUAGCUUUCUUCACACCGUUUAUUGUGAGUGCGAUUGACUUCCGUUUUGGAUAUGUCUUUGCUGGGUGCCUUUUCCUCGCUGCGGGUCUGGUCUACUUCGCUGUUAUUGAGGGACAAGGCCGCACUUUGGAGGAGAUAGAUACCAUGUACCUCAUGAAGGUCAAGCCGUGGCAAAGCUCCAAGUUCCAGUUCCCGGCUGAUCCGAAUGUUAUUCGGGGCUCGUUUGACAAGGGCGAAGGUGCCGGCUCUUCGGCUCACGUUGAGCCGACGGGUGGUAUUCGUGAAGAAGUGCCCACGAUCCCGGAUACUCAGCCACAGGCUUAA